Molecule: messenger RNA, 2606 nt
Organism: Agrilus planipennis (emerald ash borer)
Lineage: Eukaryota; Metazoa; Arthropoda; Insecta; Coleoptera; Buprestidae
Gene: Hsc70-3
Product: endoplasmic reticulum chaperone BiP
Exons: 5
Coding region: 210-2180 (656 amino acids)
Biological process (GO): endoplasmic reticulum unfolded protein response; cellular response to unfolded protein; protein refolding
Cellular component (GO): cytoplasm; endoplasmic reticulum chaperone complex; membrane
Molecular function (GO): ATP binding; misfolded protein binding; heat shock protein binding
Source: RefSeq, a predicted model, not a curated record
CACCAAUGAAAUAUCUACACGAAGAAUUUAGUACUUAAAAUGCCAGUGUCAAAAUUUCUGUCGGCAGUUUUGUUCAGAAAGUGGUAACGUAACGGAGUAUUAUUUUAGUCUAGUGCACAAAUUAAUACUAAACUAGAGUGUUUUUCUACAUUAUUGAAUAAAAGCGGACAUUGAAAGAAAUAUAUAAGGUUCUUAAAAACGGCAAAAUCAUGAGGCUGUACUUAGCUCUAAGUACGUUACUAAUCGUGGCCUCUGUCUUGGCCAAAGAAGACAAAAAGGAAAAAGAAGAUGUUGGCACAGUUAUAGGAAUUGAUUUGGGAACAACAUAUUCAUGUGUCGGGGUUUACAAAAAUGGUAGGGUAGAAAUUAUAGCAAACGACCAAGGUAACAGAAUUACGCCGUCGUAUGUUGCUUUCACCUCUGAUGGUGAGCGUUUAAUCGGAGACGCUGCCAAAAACCAGCUUACAACCAACCCUGAAAACACAGUAUUUGACGCGAAACGUCUGAUUGGUCGAGAAUGGUCUGAUCCAACAGUACAAAACGAUAUCAAAUUUUUCCCGUUCAAAGUAAUAGAGAAGAACUCAAAACCCCAUGUGAAAGUAGUUACGAGCCAGGGUGAAAAGAUCUUUGCCCCUGAAGAAAUUUCUGCCAUGGUCUUGGGCAAAAUGAAAGAGACUGCUGAAGCUUACCUUGGUAAAAAAGUCACCCAUGCUGUUGUAACAGUACCAGCAUAUUUCAAUGAUGCUCAGAGACAGGCCACCAAAGACGCCGGUGUUAUUGCUGGACUUAAUGUUAUGAGAAUUAUCAAUGAACCUACAGCUGCUGCCAUUGCAUAUGGUAUGGAUAAGAAAGAAGGGGAAAAGAAUGUGUUAGUCUUUGAUUUGGGUGGUGGAACCUUUGAUGUUUCCCUCCUUACCAUUGAUAAUGGAGUCUUUGAGGUGGUGGCUACAAAUGGUGACACUCAUUUGGGUGGUGAAGACUUCGAUCAGCGUGUUAUGGACCACUUUAUCAAGCUGUACAAAAAGAAGAAGGGCAAAGACAUUCGCAAAGACAACCGUGCCGUUCAAAAGUUGCGUCGUGAAGUCGAAAAGGCCAAACGUGCACUCUCUUCCAGCCACCAGGUCAGGAUUGAAAUUGAAUCGUUCUUUGAAGGUGAUGACUUCUCUGAAACUUUGACCAGAGCCAAAUUUGAAGAAUUGAACAUGGACCUUUUCCGUUCUACCAUGAAGCCAGUUCAAAAAGUCCUUGAUGACGCUGACAUGAAUAAAAAAGACGUCGAUGAAAUUGUGCUAGUCGGUGGUUCAACCCGUAUUCCGAAGGUGCAACAGCUUGUAAAAGAAUUUUUCAAUGGUAAAGAACCAUCUCGUGGUAUUAAUCCUGACGAAGCUGUCGCUUAUGGAGCAGCUGUUCAAGCUGGAGUUCUUUCUGGAGAACAAGACACUGACGCUAUCGUUUUGCUCGACGUCAACCCUCUUACUAUGGGUAUUGAAACUGUUGGAGGUGUUAUGACAAAGUUGAUUCCAAGAAACACCGUCAUUCCAACAAAGAAGUCUCAGAUCUUUUCUACAGCCUCCGACAAUCAACACACUGUAACCAUUCAGGUCUACGAAGGUGAACGUCCCAUGACCAAAGACAACCAUUUGUUGGGCAAAUUCGAUUUAACUGGAAUCCCACCAGCACCUAGAGGAGUCCCUCAGAUCGAAGUUACCUUCGAAAUUGACGCAAACGGUAUCCUUCAAGUGUCGGCAGAAGACAAAGGAACGGGAAACAAGGAGAAAAUUGUCAUUACCAAUGACCAGAACCGUUUGACUCCUGAUGACAUUGACAGGAUGAUAAGGGAUGCCGAGAAAUUCGCCGAUGAAGAUAAGAAACUGAAAGAACGCGUGGAGGCUAGGAACGAAUUAGAAAGUUACGCUUAUUCUCUGAAAAAUCAAAUGGGUGACAAGGAAAAGUUGGGCGGUAAGUUGUCUGACGAAGAAAAGACGAAAAUGGAAGAAGCGAUUGACGAGAAGAUCAAAUGGUUGGAAGAAAAUCAAGACACAGAUUCAGAGGAUUACAAGAAACAAAAGAAAGAAUUAGAGGAUGUUGUACAACCUAUUAUCGCGAAAUUGUACCAAGGAGCGGGUGGAGCUCCACCACCAGCGGGAGGUGCCGACGAAGAUUUUAAAGAUGAGCUUUAAAGACUGAUCAAACUUUAGGAUUCACAAUUAAUUAAUUGUCUUGUGAAUGAUCGACGAGUGGUUGUGUUGUGUGUAAUGAAAAAGAACGAACGCGUGUGCAUUGAUUUGGUAUAGAUUAUAAUUAUAUAAUUUGAUUUUUAUUUCCUAAUUUAUUGUCAUCAUACCAUAUUUCUUCCUCUUCCAACAAACAAAACAGAUAGAAUAGAAGAAUGAAUAUCUAUCCGUGGGUGGUAAUUUUGUUAAUUUAAUUUUAAUUAGAUAAAUAUUUUUGUCAAGUAUUAGCGUACAAGUAUCGGUUCAUAAUGAAUCAAUUGUUCUAAAAUACACAAUAAUAGAAAUUAGAAGAAAUUAAAUACAUAAUUGUUGCGAAUGUUGUAAGCUGGUAUUUGACUCCCAUCAUUUUUCAAUAAAACCCCGAAGUAAAAA